UCCGACACGAGAGAUAUCCUUUAGACCCAGCAAAGCUGGACGUAGCUGGCCGCGAUGAUUCGACCAGGCACCUCGCUGACCAAGCAGAAGCAGAAGCAGCGGGCCGCGCCCAAGGUGGCCCCCGGCAAGCGCGCCGAGUCCGCUAGGCCCACCCUCGAAGAGUUCCUCACCACCUGCGACUAUGUGGGCGCCAUCACCUUGUUGGAGUUCGAGCGGAAAGCCCGGGAGGACAGGCCAAGGCUGCUGAUGUGGCUGGCAUACAGUUACUUUCACAACGGCGACUACAAGAAGGCUUUGGAUGCAUACGACGACGCGAUGAGAAAAGAAAACAACCCCAGCAUUCACGUCUACAAAGCUUGCUGCCUCUACGCUUUGUGCCAGUACCAGGAGGCUGAGGAGGAGGCCAAAAAGGCGCCAGACAGCUCAUUGAAGACGCGAGUGCUCUUUCAAAGCGCCCACAAGCGCAACGAUGAGAGCGCCAUGAUGAUUCACCACCAGGCGCUGUCGGACUCCAAAGAAGACCAACUGUGUCUGGCUGCCAUCCAGUACCUCAGGAGUCACUUCCAGGAGGCCACGGAUAUUUACAAGCGCAUGCUGGUGGAAGAUCGCGAUGACCUGGCCUUGAACGUUUACAUCGCCUUCUGCUACUACAAGCUGGAUUACUAUGACGUGGCACUGGAAAUCCUGCAGAGCUAUUUGACCGCCAACCCGCAUUCGACUGUUGCAGUGAACCUUAAGGCUUGCAGUCACUACCAGCUCUACAACGGCAAGGCAGCGGAGGCGGAGCUUAAAGUUCUGCAGCAGGCGUCCAGCAGUGGGAACAUUUUCCAGGAGCACGACCUGCUGCAGCACAACUUGGUGGUUUUCAGAAAUGGGGAGAACGCCAUUCAGGUCUUGCCUCCGUUGCUGGACAUCAUCCCAGAGGCUCGCUUGAAUCUGGUGAUUUACCACCUGCGCUUGGGUGAGGCAGUGGAGGCGUACAACCUCAUCAAGGACUUGGAGCCCUCCAUGCCCAGGGAGUACAUCCUCAAGGGCGUGGUCUUUGCUGCCCUGGGUCAGGCCACCAACUCUCGCGAGCACCUCAAGUUGGCACAGCAGCUCUUUCAGCUGGUGGGCGCCUCCGCCUCCGAGUGCGACACCAUCCCAGGUCGACAAUGCAUGGCCUCCUGCUUCUUCCUUCUGCGGCAAUUCGAGGAUGUGCUGGUUUAUCUGAAGUCCAUCAAGGCCUAUUUCAGCAACGAUGACGACUUCAAUUGGAACUAUGGCCUGGCCUGUGCUGCCGCGGGGGAUUACCGGGAAGCAAAGGAUGCGCUUCUGCAGAUUCAGAACGAGAAGUACCGGUCUGAGUUCUGCUAUUUGAGCUGGCUGACCCGGUGCCACAUCAUGAGCAACGAGCCGGCGAGGGCUUGGGAAGCCUAUGUCCGCAUGGACACCAGCAACGAGUCCUUCAACCUGCUUCAUCUCAUUGCGAACGACUGCUACAAGAUGGGGCAGUUCUACUACGCGUGCAAGGCCUUCGACGUGCUGGAGAGAUUAGACCCGGAUCCGGAGUUCUGGGAAGGCAAGCGAGGCGCUGCGGUGGGCGUGUUCCAGAGAGUGGUGGCUGGUAAGGAGUCUACAGACAAGCUGCGGGAGGUGGUCCAGUUGCUCAGGGGCUCCUCCAAUCCACAGGUGGAGACGGUGACGUCAGUUAUCAAGAAGUGGGCCAAGGACAAUCGUGUGAAGGUCGAGUGAGCCCCCUUGGCCAGUUGCGUCUCAACGAAAGAUGCGACUGCCUUCGUCAGAAUAUCUGAUGUCAUAUGUGUAGCACGUCUUGCCUCGGACGAUUGGCCAGCAGGGAGGCAUGCUUGCAGAUUGCGUAGGCGUGGGCAGCUGGCAAAUCGUUUGUUGCAACUCGCUGGAUUUGUUUGUUGCAAGGCUCUUGAAUGGACUUGUAGAUUUGAUCUGUGUGAAUUAUAACAACCU
Effrenium voratum is the source of this 1965-nucleotide messenger RNA. Lineage: Eukaryota; Dinophyceae; Suessiales; Symbiodiniaceae. The record is from the annotation of a GenBank genome assembly.